This is a messenger RNA of Salvia hispanica, 1573 nucleotides long. Its product is annotated as growth-regulating factor 4-like. The record is from RefSeq and is a predicted model, not a curated record. Gene Ontology annotation, cellular component: nucleus. Gene Ontology annotation, biological process: regulation of DNA-templated transcription; developmental process; DNA-templated transcription. Lineage: Eukaryota; Viridiplantae; Streptophyta; Magnoliopsida; Lamiales; Lamiaceae. Gene Ontology annotation, molecular function: ATP binding.
AAAGCAAUACGACAAAGAUUGCCAGUUGCCCACUGUUUGUCAUCAUACGGUACCAAGAAUUUAAACUACCACUGGACCACCGCCACCGCACCGCCGCAGCAACAUCACGGCCACCCAAUCGCAGUGCGUCUCACUGUGGUCGAACAUCUUCGCUCAUUAUUGCCACCCACCAGCUUUUAUUCCCCCACUUUACGCUCUCAGAUCGUUCUCCAUGUUUUGACUAACCCUAGAUCUGUCCCCGCUGAAGAUUCCUUAGUGCUGCUGUAUUUGAUCUUUUGAAAUAGGGGAAAAUAGUGUAGUUUGGAGGAGGUAGGAUGAGCGAGAAAGCGCCAAUCUCGGUGAUGGGAAUGGGGGCGGAGCUUGGGUAUAGGGCACCGCUGUUCACAGACGUGCAGUGGAAGGAGCUGGAGCAGCAAGCCAUGAUAUACAAGUAUAUGGUGGCUGGCCUACCGGUGCCACCGGACCUCGUUACGCCUAUUCGCCACAGCUUCGAGGGGCUCUACGCCCAUCUUUUCAACCAUCCUGCGUUGGGCUAUUGUUCCUACUAUGGCAAGAAGUUUGAUCCUGAGCCAGGGAGAUGCCGGAGAACUGAUGGAAAGAAGUGGAGGUGCUCAAAAGAUGCACAUCCGGACUCAAAGUAUUGUGAGCGGCACAUGCAUCGUGGUCGCAACCGUUCAAGAAAGCCUGUGGAAUCUCAAUCUACUUCGCAGUCCUUGUUGACUGCAGUACCCCACUCCUCUAUAGGGGGCAGUAUAAACCGUGGAAGCUCUCAACAGAUGCCGCUGUACUCUGGUGCUAAUUCUGAAGGAUCAUCUGUUGGGAGCAAUGCAACAAAGCUGCAGAUGGGACCGUAUGGCAGGGAAUUCAGUUUCUCACAAGAAGCUUCUGGAAAGGCAGGCAGCGGCACUGGCACAUGGGGUCUCAUGCCUGGUCAAGUUUCUUCCAGCUCAUUGUUCAAACAAAGCUCUGAUUCCCGAAUGCUUGGCUGUUCUUCAGCUCAGCAAUACACGCCUCAUGCCUAUGAGCCUGUCUCUUCAAAACAGCAACACGGCCUAUUCGGGAGUGAUAUCAGUUCACCUACAACACUGAAGCAUGAACAUCUUUUCUUCAGCAAGUGGCCUUCAACCAAGGAAUCAUGGUCCAAUCUCGAUAAUAAUGGAACAAACGAAAACACCUUCUCCUCGACCCAGCUGUCCAUGUCCACUCCUUCUGAUUUUACUUCAGGAACUGCUUACUCUCCAAAUGAUGCUUGAAGUUGGAUGAUGAAUGUGAGCUACUUUCUUUGCUUGCUUGUGUUGUACCAUAAUAACAUAUCACCCCAACCAUUGGAUUUGUCACAAUCGGUAUUCAGCAUUCCUUUAAUCGAUUGCUUGUAUUAUUCGAAUAAAUGUAAUUUGAUGACUAGUGUUUUACCCUGAAUUAUUCAAAGCUGUGUAUGAUUGUGUGAGAUUAACAUACAUUUGAGGAUUAGUAGUAUGUUAUGUAUACUAUAAUCUGGAAUAUUGCUUUUAUCAAGUCCUCAACAUUCUUAGUUUUUUAAAAAUCUUGAAUAAUCAUUUUUUGAAUUGUGGCU